Messenger RNA from Neofelis nebulosa (Clouded leopard), 686 nucleotides. RefSeq names its product large ribosomal subunit protein eL14-like. Gene Ontology annotation, biological process: translation; ribosomal large subunit biogenesis. The record is from RefSeq and is a predicted model, not a curated record. Gene Ontology annotation, cellular component: ribosome; cytosolic large ribosomal subunit. Gene Ontology annotation, molecular function: structural constituent of ribosome; RNA binding. NCBI's taxonomy places the organism in Eukaryota, Metazoa, Chordata, Mammalia, Carnivora, Felidae.
UCGCUGAACGCCACCAACAUGGUGUUCAGGCGUUUCGUGGAGGUUGGCCGGGUGGCCUACGUCUCCUUUGGGCCUCAUGCCGGGAAGCUGGUAGCGAUUGUAGAUGUUAUUGAUCAAAACAGGGCUUUGGUUGACGGACUUUGCACUCAGGUAAGGAGGCAGGCGAUGCCUUUCAAAUGCAUGCAGCUCACUGACUUCAUCCUCAAGUUUCCUCACAGUGCUCGCCAGAAAUAUGUCCGACAAGCCUGGCAGAAGGCAGAUAUCAAUACGAAAUGGGCAGCCACAAGAUGGGCCGAGAAGAUUGAAGCCAGAGAAAGGAAAGCCAAGAUGACAGAUUUUGACCGUUACAAAGUCAUGAAGGCAAAGAAAAUGAGGAACAGAAAAAUCAAGCUUGAAGUUAGGAAGCUACAGAACGCAGCUCUCCUGAAAGCUUCUCCCAAAAAAGCACCUGCUGCUAAGGGUGCUGCUGCAAACGUUCCAGCAAAAAAGAUGGCCGCUGCGGGCAAGAAGGCUCCAGCCCAGAAGGUUCCUGCCCCAAAAGCUGCAGGCCAGAAGGCAGCACCUCCAAAGGCUCAGAAGGGUCAGAAAGCUCCAGCCCAGAAAGCACCUGCUCCGAAGGCAUCGGGCAAGAAAGCAUAAAAGCAUUAGAGGCUAUUAUAGAUCCGUAAUAAAGGUUCUUUUUGACA